AUGAAUUCUGGGACAGAGAGGGCGGCAUACUGUGGGCCCCCAACUCAUGUGAUUGACCUUAUCUGUACAAGCUUUUCCUGGGGCCUGUGGUGCGGGCAGUCCAAGCUGGGUAAAGGGCCCAGUCAAGGCCCCCAGGCACACCCAGGCAGUGACAGAAGGGGAGGGAAAGAGGCCAGCGGGAGGGAAGGGAUAAGGUGUGAGGUCGUGGAGGAGGAGGAGGCCACUCGCAUUUUCUGUGAACACCUGUUACUCCCGGAGCCAGGAAAGGCUAUGAGAAGUGAAAGAAUACCACAAACAAAGUCUUCUGAUGGGGCCUUUAAGCUCAGCCAGUGUGAGGUCACCCUCACCGAGACACUCAGUGGCAGCUCCAGUCACCGCACAGCACUCUGCUGUGAUAGGGACAGGGUGGGGGCAGCCAGAGCCUGCCCAGCCAACAGCGCCCCAGGAGUUGGUGCCUGUGCUUCCCACACCAACCGCACCCCUGCUCUGCCACCCCUGUGGCCGGUGCCAGGGACUGAGUGGACCUGCAGAGCCAUGUCUGUCCCUCUGUCUGUCGACUACGGCAGGUGCCAGCAAUUCAGGAGGCCUAGUGGGUGAGGGAGGCUGGGGAAAGGCCGGGAGGGUGGGAGGAAGUCGGCCACAGAGAAUACGGGGCCUGCAGGCGGCUGGGGUGCCCCAGAACAGAUGCAUUUGCCUCAGGCCUUUGCCCUGUUACUCUAG
Messenger RNA from Rhinopithecus roxellana (golden snub-nosed monkey), 720 nucleotides. RefSeq lists its product as uncharacterized. NCBI's taxonomy places the organism in Eukaryota, Metazoa, Chordata, Mammalia, Primates, Cercopithecidae. The record is from RefSeq and is a predicted model, not a curated record.